Molecule: messenger RNA, 4619 nt
Organism: Solea senegalensis (Senegalese sole)
Lineage: Eukaryota; Metazoa; Chordata; Actinopteri; Pleuronectiformes; Soleidae
Gene: traf4a
Product: tnf receptor-associated factor 4a
Exons: 7
Coding region: 392-1804 (470 amino acids)
Biological process (GO): activation of NF-kappaB-inducing kinase activity; regulation of apoptotic process; positive regulation of JNK cascade
Molecular function (GO): zinc ion binding; protein binding
Source: RefSeq, a predicted model, not a curated record
CAGAGGCUUCGGUUGAAUCGCUUUUGUGCAGCUCAAUGUUGUCAGAGCAUCGUCCACGCAUAGACCGCGGAGACAGGGGAGUCCACAGAGACACUGGAGGACGAUUGAGGACGUGUUUUUUUUACCGCUGCUUUUCACGGCUCCGCUCUGCGUCAGUUGCCGCUCUGAAGCAGGAGAAGCCGCCGCAGAAGAAGCUGGAGCUGUCGCAGGCGGAGAGGGGCACGGUGGUAUGAUAUGAACCCCGCAGUCGUCGUCGUCGUCGUCGGUUUAAAGCGGCGCCGCAGUUGAAACACCUCGAUUUUCGUUCCGCAGGAUCACUGGGGGGGACAUUUGUAGCCUUUUCUUCCACCCCGCGCACGUCCACGUUCACCCCGCAGAAUCCGCUGCCGUCAUGCCCGGGUUUGAUUACAAGUUCCUGGAGAAGCCGAAGCGACGCUUCCAGUGCCCGCUGUGCAGCAAAGCGAUGAGGGAGCCGGUGCAAGUGUCGACCUGUGGACACCGUUUCUGUGACACCUGUCUACAAGAAUUCCUCAGUGAGGGCGUCUUCAAGUGUCCUGAGGAUCAGCUGCCGUUGGACUAUGCCAAGAUCUACCCAGAUCCAGAGCUGGAGCAGCAGAUCCUGGCUCUGCCCAUCCGCUGCAUCCACAGUGAGGAGGGCUGUCGCUGGACCGGUCAGAUGAAGCAGCUCCAGGGUCACUUCUCCACCUGCGCCUUCAACGUGAUCCCCUGCCCCAACCGCUGCUCCGUCAAGCUGACGCGCCGCGACCUGCCCGACCACCUGCAGCACGACUGCCCCAAACGCAAGGUCAAGUGCGAGUUCUGCGGCAGCGAGUUCACCGGCGAAGCCUACGAGAACCACCAGGGCGUGUGUCCUCAGGAGAGCGUCUACUGCGAGAACAAGUGCGGCGCGAGGAUGAUGCGUCGCCUGCUGCCUCAGCACGGCACGGCCGAGUGUCCCAAACGCACGCAGCCCUGCAAGUACUGCGGCAAAGAGUUCGUCUUUGACACCAUCCAGAACCACCAGUACCACUGUCCCCGUUUUCCCGUCCAAUGCCCAAACCAGUGCGGCACGCCCAACAUUGCCCGCGAAGACCUGGCAAACCAUGUGAAGGACAACUGUGGCAGUGCACUCGUUCUCUGUCCCUUCAAAGAUGCCGGCUGCAAACACAGGUGCCCCAAACUGGCCAUCGGUCGUCAUCUGGAGGACACGACUAAGUCUCACCUGACCAUGAUGUGUAACCUGGUGGGUCGUCAGCGGCAGGAGAUCCUGGAGCUGCGGAGGGAGGUGGAGGAGCUGUCCGUCAGUCACGACGGUGUCCUCAUCUGGAAACUCAACGACUACUCGCGCAAACUCCAGGAGGCCAAACUCCGGAGCAACCACGAGUUCUUCAGCCCGCCCUUCUAUACUCAUCGCUACGGCUACAAGCUGCAGGUGUCGGCCUUCCUGAAUGGCAACGGCAGCGGCGAGGGUUCCCACCUCUCUGUCUACAUUCGCGUGCUGCCCGGAGAGUACGACAACCUGCUGGAGUGGCCCUUCUCCUACAAGGUGACUUUCUCCAUCCUGGACCAGAGUGACCCGUCGCUUUCCAAACCCCAGCACAUCACCGAGACCUUCAACCCCGACCCCAACUGGAAGAACUUCCAGAAGCCCUGCAGCAACCGCAACUCGCUGGACGAGAGCACCCUGGGCUUCGGCUACCCCAAGUUCAUCUCGCACGAGGAGAUCAAGAAGAGGAACUACAUCCGGGACAACUGCAUCUUCGUCAAGGCUUCUAUAGAGAUCCCCCAGAAGAUAAUGUCUUAAGCUCCGACGUUUGUUUUCUUUUUAUGAAGGAGAAGGACAGGUUAAAGACUGGAACUAGAACAUUUGACCUUGAGAACUUCGACACACUUGCCCUUUAGAUACGUUCUGCCCUUACAGCCUCUCCACAUUGGCUGCCUGAGCUGACUUGGAGGGAUCACAGAGGAGAAAGUGUUUGGUCUGCACCAUCACUCUCUGGUUUCUUUUCAUUUUUUACCCGUUUGCCGACCUUUUAUCACAAUCUACAACAAAAAAAAGCCUUGGAAAUCAAACAGUGCCUAGAGAGUUUAUCUUAAGUUAUAUUUUGUUGUUGUUGUUGUUGUUGUUCCACAGUACAGAUGCUAAAGAUUAUGGAAAAGACCUAAAAAUGAGGGUGAACAUCUUCACUAAGACUCCGCACUUAGAGCAGCGAGAAGGUUGGAGAGCUCCCGGUUUAUCUGGAGCGACAUGAAGAAGGGAGCCCAAGCCCGACUGCCUUUUGUUUACAUGCUCGUACCGUUGAUUCUCACUGAUCCGUGAACGAACACAAGAGCCCUUGACAAAAGACUUCUCGUGAGGUUUGUGUUCACAAACAACAAAUCAAUGUCGUCAGGUUUUUUUUUUUGGUGAUUUUUAUAUGUUAAAGCAAUGAUUGAACAUGGUUUUUUAUGAGUAUUAAAUGAAAAUCGUGACGUCUUUUAUCUGUCGGUUCAUGCUGCGUUCCAUUUACGUCGGAAGUUGGGUUCACGGCGUUACAGAGACACGUCGCUGGGCUAGCCAUUGUUAGCAAUACCACCUCUACAUGGUAAUUUGAAAUAGUGUAGCAACAUUUCUGCGGAUAAAAGUUGAACAGUACAGGAUUGUUUCAGUACAGUUUUGUGUACGACUUAUUUACUGUGAAACAAAUGUGACAGAAGUGCUAUUUACGGUAAAAGUAGCAGAGUGCAAGAUGGUGGCAGCCAUUUUUGGAAUCCUGAACUCGGGGUAUGUGAGGUUGCUCCGAGUUUCCAAGUUCCCGCAUGACGGAACACCAUGUGACCUCUGAAAUUCCAAGUUCCGACUACAAAUGGAACGCAGCAUAAAUAUAAAGCUACACCCAGUGGUCAUUUAGCUUAGCUUUGGAUAAAGACUGGAAACAAGGGAAAUUGUUAGCAUUGCUCCCUCUACGUCUGUCGGGGGUGUUGCGUUGAUACCAAUGCAGUAACUGCCAAAUUUCCCUACUCGCAUGUGCAACAAAAUUUAAAAACUUAUUUGCAAUAUAAAAAGCAAAGUAUCUUUUCAAAGUAAGAUGACAUGCUACGAUGGUCUGCUGUGUAGGGAGAGGGAACAUUGUGUUCCUCAAGAAUCAUCUGCAUUUAAAGGGAGAAUAUUAACAUAAAACUGUUCUUUUACGCCUGCAAGUCGCAUUAUAAUCAAGGUACCAAUCAGUCUGCUGUCCACAGUGACUCAGUGACUGUCCAAAGUGUGUCUGACUCUGCUAAGCUAGGUGGUUUCCGAUUGACCUGCGAUGUCACAGAUGAAAGCAACUUUAGCUGGCAGCUAGUUGGUAGCAUGCUGAGCCCCAAUCCGAGUCUUCCGACCAAUCGUUUUAGCGAGCAGAAACUUUGACAUGUUGUCUUAUUCUUCUCCUGUGUACUGGCUGCCUCUUUAAAUUCCAGGUCAAAGCCUGUGUACAGAGGUUUGGGUCCUAUUGAUUGUACACAUGCAGUCGCGUUAGCCCAACUUCAAGAAAUUCAACGGCAUUUCUGUGUGAAUAAAAUGGUCAUACGAUAAAAGUAAGCAAAUUCACAUUGUUUAGGUAAGAAAUGCAAGAGAUUUAUUGCUAAAAGAGCCUAGCACCGACAGAUAUUCCAUUCCUCUUUCUGUAAAUCACAUAACUGUCCCAACGCUUCACUUGAUAGCCUUCAAACGUCAAACAGUGCUGACUUUGACAUAGUUUGGCCAAAAAAAUGCUUAAGAAGAAUUACAGGAACUGCACCAGUUAGCCUAGCUACAAAGUCAGCUAUGCUAGCUGUUUCCAGUCUUUAAGCUAAACUAAACAGCCUCCAGGCUGUAAUUUUUUGCUGUUUUUUUUUUCGGUGGGGAAGAAAAAAAACGUAUUUGCAGUCUUGCCAAGAGUUAGACGAGAGGAGUGACAUCACUUUUGUCAGUUCACUCGGACUUCACAGUGGCUUUGUAUCUAUGGAUAUUCCAUUUGCUGCGUUUCCAUCGUGUGACAGUUUGGUUUGGUACAGUGUGGUACGGAUUGGAAUGGUAAUUUCCUGGGCCAGGCUUGCGUUUCGACUGAAGCCCAUGUUAUACUUCUUCACACGUACACGAACCUUGGUAUACUCACACUUUAGGGUCCUGUAGUAUCCCACUUCAUGCAGGGCAUAGGAUGCAUUCCUACCAAAGAAGACGAAGAGAACAAUGCUGCAGCUCCCUUGGACACGUCUGGUUCGAGCGGCUCACAGCUGAAAGGUCCGUCGGGGUGUCAGCCGGUUCGAGGGUCAGCAGGUCGAGGCUCGAAUGACUAUCCUUGGCGACUACUUCUACUGUUGUCUAAAUGGUCUUUCUGCUUGGUGAGCAGGGCUUAUACUCCACCUACAGAUGGGGCGGAUAUUCAGUUUGUCCAUGCGCGAUGGGUGCCCAUCGCGCUCUUUGCACAAUGCAACGCGAUGUGCGCGUUGGAUCCACGUGUGCGGAGGUAUACCAGGGCCUAGAGAACUUUACUUGGUGCUGUAGGCAGGGUGUGGGUUGGACCUGAUGGCCACACAGUGUGAUACUGGAUGACAACGUCAAACACAACCGUGACUUCAAUGGGAUAUUUACACCGAUCUUAAAGGAGUGGCAUUUUCGC